GUAUACCUUAGUGAAAAAUACUACUCCUCCUCCUCCUUGGCUAUGGUUGAUGAUAGCAAUGGCAUCGGUGUUAGUGAAUGGGAUGUGUUGUUUUGGGUGUUUGGAUCAAGAGAAAAUUGCUCUCUUGAACCUCAAAGCUUCCAUCAACUACCCAAAUGGUGUCUCUUUGCCUUCUUGGGUUAACAAUCAGUCUGCUAACUGUUGUCAAUGGGAAAGAGUCGAGUGCAACAACACUUCAAAGAGAGUGAUCCAACUCUCUCUUUAUCUUUUAAGGGAUUGGACAUUAGGAGAUUGGUAUUUCAAUGCUUCUCUAUUGCUUCCCUUUGAAGAACUCAAGACUCUUGACUUAUCUUAUAACUUUUUAGCUGGUUGGGUUGAGAGUGAAGGUUUUGCAAGAUUGUCAAAGUUACACAAUCUUGAGUUCCUUAAUCUUGGUGGCAACAGUUUCGAUAACAGUAUUAUAACUUCUAUUGCCAGUCUUUCAAGCCUAAAGUCUUUGGAUCUUUCAAUUAAUAACAUCGAAGGAUCAACUUAUUUCAAUGGUUUUGCAAGACUUUCAAGGCUGCAGAAUCUUGAAUUCCUUAAUCUUGCUGGCAACCGUUGCAAUAACAGUAUUUUAAGAUAUCUUGAUGGCCUAUCAAGCUUAAGGUCAUUAGAUGUUUCAUUUAAUGAUAUGACAGAAUCAAUUCAUAUCAACAGUUUUGCAAGACUUUCGAAACUGAGGAAUCUUGAAUUUCUUAAUCUUCGUGGCAAUAAUUUCAGCAAUAGUAUUCUAACAUCUAUUGGUGGCCUUUCAAGUUUAAAGUCUCUUGAUCUUUCAGACAAUGACAUUAAAGGAUUGAUUAAUUUCAGCAAAUUGGAGAACCUGAGUAUUUUGGAAGAUUUGUUUUUGGAUCAUAAUAUUAUUAAGGGUGGUUCUCUUCGAAGCAUAAGAGGGAUGAUAUCCCUUCGGGUAUUGUCAAUGCGAUCCUGUGGCCUCAUUGGUCGCCUUCCAACAGAAGGGUUGUGUGAAAUGAAGACUCUUCAAGAGCUCAACAUCUUCGGAAACAAACUUUGGGGGGACUUGCCUUGGUGCUUAGCCAACUUGACAUCACUUCGUCUGCUAGAUAUCUCUUCCAAUGAUUUCUCUGGAAACAUUGCAGCUUCUCCUCUUAUCAACCUAACAUCCUUGGAAUACCUAGCACUCUCAAAUAAUGGCCUUCAAGUCCCAAUCUCACUCCGAUCAUUUUUUAACCACUCCAAACUUAAGUUGCUUGAAAGCCUUGAUAACAAGUUGGUGGCGGAAGAGGGAUUGGACUCCUCAACCCCAAGUUUCCAGCUAAAUGUCAUCCGUCUGUCUGAUUCCAGAUGCAACAAUUGCUCCAUAGCUUUUCCCUACUUCCUUUACCAUCAAACUCAACUCCAAAUGGUUGAACUCUCUCAAAUGGAUUUCAAAGGGAAGUUUCCGAAUUGGUUGUUGGAGAACAAUACGGGAUUGGUAAUACUUCUUCUUCCAGAAAAUUCAGUAAAUGAGAUAAUUUUACCGUUACACCCCAUGAAAAAGCUUUUUGAAUUGGAUAUAUCCAGCAAUCAUAUUCAAGGUUGCAUCCCUUCAGAACUUGCCAAUAUCUUUCCCAGUUUAAUAUAUUUAGACAUGUCCGCAAAUGGCUUUAAAGGUGAUAUUCCUUCUUCAUUUGGUGACCUAAUUUAUCUACAAGUUCUAGAUUUAUCAAACAACCAAUUAUCUGGUAAGAUACCAAUUCAUUUGGCCACGGGUUGCAAGUCCUUUGGAUUCCUAAGCCUAUCAAACAACAACUUGACAGGGCCAGUACUACCCGCUCAAAGUAACUUAUUUAUGUUGCAAUAUUUGUUUAUGGACUACAAUAACUUCACAGAAAUUCCACCUCUCUUUUCAAGACACCCUUUGGUGGUGUUAGAUGUGGGUCACAACCAAUUAUUGGGAAAGAUCCCAAGAUGGAUUGGGAAUAUGCGUUCUUUGGUAAUGCUUUCCAUGGAUAGCAAUCAUUUUGAAGGAUCAAUCCCAGUUGAACUUUGUGAUCUUAAUCCAGUUGUGUUGGACCUCUCAAAUAAUUACAUCACAGGAACAAUACCAUCUUGCAUGAACCUGGCAAACAUAGAAGAGGUUUGGUUGUCAAAUAAUAGGCUAAGUGGUCCUUUCCCAGAGGGUUUUCGUAAUAGCACUUCUUUGAAGGUGCUUGAUAUUUCUAAUAACCGCCUGAGGAAUGAUAUUCCAAAGUGGAUUGGCAACCUCUCCCAGCUCCAAAUUCUUCUCUUGAAAAAUAACAAUUUUGAGGGAAAUAUUCCAAAUCAAAUAUGUCAUUUGUCCUACUUGACUGUCAUUGAUCUUUCUUUGAACAACUUCUUUGGCCAUAUUCCACCUUGCCUGGGCAUCACCAAAACUCAAGGAGCAUCUGACCAUGCUGUAGAAGAGAGAUUUUAUGUGAUUAUGCAAUUCCAAACACCAUUAGAAGAUUUCAAGAGCGUGAAAGAGCCAAUUGGGGAUCACUACGAUUAUUUUCCCAGAUUGGAGAAUCACAUGGAGUUCACAACGAAAGGAAUGUCCUUGUUUUAUAGAGGGGUCCCUCUAGACCUCUUCUCAGCAAUCGAUCUCUCCAACAACAAGUUAACUGGACACAUACCACCAGAAAUUGGCAACCUUAGUCAUAUUCAAUCACUCAACUUGUCCCACAACAGCUUGAUUGGAGCCAUCCCUACAACUUUUUCCAACUUGAAGAGCAUAGAAAGCUUGGAUCUCUCCUACAAUAACUUGAAUGGGAACAUUCCCUACCAGCUUAUUAGUCUAUACUCUUUGGAAAAGUUCAAUGUGUCCUACAACCAUUUAAGUGGAAGGAUACCUCAACAAUCAAACCAAUUUGAAACCUUUGACUCAAGCAGCUUCAUUGGAAAUCCACUUCUUUGUGGAGAACCAUUACCAAAUAAUUGCAAUCCUGCAAUUGGUUCACCUCCAUCAACAUCAUCAACCAACAAUGGCAGUGAAACGAAAUUUGGCUUUAUUAACAUUGACACUUUCUAUAUGAGCUUCGCAGGGUCUUACAUAGCUGCAUUACUAGCUGUUGUAGGAAUUUUGUACAUAAAUCCUCAGUGGAGAAAAACAUGGUUCUACCUUGUUGAGGUUUUCAUUACUUCUUGCUACUACUUUAUCGUAGAUAAUCUCUGGAGGAUCAAAGCUUGUUUCCUUCAUAAAUAACAUCACUCGGCUGGAUACGGUUCGAUGUACCCUACCAAGUUUGUUCUGCUUGUAAAUUUGAAUUAAGUACCUGAUAUAUAGUUUAGUUUUCUACAUUUAGUUGUCAUACUCAAAGUGAUAAACAUGAAUAUUGUACGCAUAUCAUAGCUUUUCUUGGAACACUACGUACAUUACUAUCUCCUCUUUCCUAGCAGAUUUUCUUAAAGCUUCCUUGCAGAGGCGGA
This is a messenger RNA of Diospyros lotus (date-plum), 3432 nucleotides long. RefSeq names its product receptor-like protein 56. The record is from RefSeq and is a predicted model, not a curated record. Gene Ontology annotation, molecular function: protein binding. Lineage: Eukaryota; Viridiplantae; Streptophyta; Magnoliopsida; Ericales; Ebenaceae. Bases 50 to 3208 code for a protein of 1052 amino acids. The transcript is spliced from 6 exons.